Fusarium redolens is the source of this 2795-nucleotide messenger RNA. RefSeq names its product peptidase S8/S53 domain-containing protein. Gene Ontology annotation, cellular component: cell wall; cytosol; membrane. Gene Ontology annotation, molecular function: tripeptidyl-peptidase activity; serine-type endopeptidase activity. The transcript has 3 exons. NCBI's taxonomy places the organism in Eukaryota, Fungi, Ascomycota, Sordariomycetes, Hypocreales, Nectriaceae. Gene Ontology annotation, biological process: proteolysis. The record is from RefSeq and is a predicted model, not a curated record. The coding region runs from base 111 to 2735 and encodes 874 amino acids.
CUUCAUUCAACUCGCUCUGGUAUUCUGUCACUCUUUGACUGUUUCACGCUCCUUAUUGUCUUUUGUCAUUCUUUUCAAGUCACUCUUUUAUCUUACCGGCCACGCUCAUUAUGGUCCGUUUAGGAUUGACCGCUCUGCUUUUCGCAGGGUUGUCCACUGCUGUUCAAGCAACUGAACAGGCUACUGAUGUUACCCAAUUUCCUGGUGCCUACAUAUUUGAAUUCGAAGAAAAUCACAAUAUUCUGGAUUUUCACGAAUUAAUUGAUGAUGAUGUCAAGUUCACCACCCGCUUGGAACUCGAUUAUGAUCUCUUCAAGGGCGUUUCUGUCCAGUUUAACGAUGUUACUACUGCCGGGCAGAUGGCCGCUAAGAUAGCUGAGCUUCCACCUAUCAAGAACAUGUGGCCUGUCAAGCUCUACAGUAUUCCUCAGCCACGUGUUGAGUGGACUGCUACGGCUGACAUGGAGGCUCCUCUCAAGAAGCGUAAUCUGCAUAGUAAGGCUGAUACGUACUCGACUCACGUCAUGACUCAGGUUGAUAAGCUGAGGAAGAAGGGCAUUACUGGACAUGGUAUCAAGGUUGCUGUUGUUGACACUGGUAUCGACUAUUUGCAUCCUGCUCUCGGUGGCGGCUUCAGUCCCGACUACCUUGUUUCUUUUGGUACUGACUUCGUUGGAGACGCCUAUAAUGGUUCUAACACUGCCCACCCUGACGAUGACCCAAUGGAUUGCAUGGGACACGGAUCUCACGUCGCUGGCAUUAUCGCUGCUCAAGAGAACGAGUAUGGUUUCACUGGUGCUGCUCCCGGAGUCAAACUCGGCGCCUACAAAGUCUUUGGAUGCACUGGACAAGCCGGUACCGAUGUUCUCAUUGCCGCUUUUAACCAGGCUUACCAGGAUACCGCUGACAUCAUUACCGCUUCCAUUGGAGGACCCAGUGGAUGGUCUGAGGAACCCUGGGCUGUCGUCGUCUCUCGAAUUGUCGAGAAGGGCGUUCCUUGUACUCUCGCUGCUGGUAACUCUGGCGAUCAGGGUAUCUUUUACGCCUCCAGCGCCGCCAACGGUAAGAAGGUCAUGGCUAUUGCGUCUUAUGACAACAGCGACUACGUUUCUCUUAUCAACAUCACUCACUACACUGUCGAUGGCUCCAGCAAGAAGACUGACUUUGGUUACACUGCUGGCGCUCCCGCUGCUUGGGACAACGUUACUCUGCCUCUUUGGGCUCCUAACCUGGACCCUAUUAUACCCAACGGUGGCUGUGAUCCUUACCCUGCUAAUACACCUGAUCUCGGCGGAAACAUCGUUUUGAUCCGUCGUGGAAACUGUACUUUCGUCCAGAAGGCACAGAAUGCUGCUAUGCAUGGCGCAAAGUACUUGAUGUUCUACAACGAUCUUCCCGGGGCCGGUUCUGUAACCCUUGACCUUUCAACUGUUGAUGGUCUCCGUGCUGUUGCUAUGCUGAACUCCAAGGUCGGUACCACGUGGGUUGAACUUCUUAAAAAGGGAUCUAAAGUCACUCUCGAUAUGGCUCACCGCUCUAAUAAGAAGGUCAUUCUUGUAGAGAACAAGAACAAUCAGACUGGCGGCGCUGUGAGCACUUACUCCUCUUGGGGACCGACUUGGGAGAUGGAUGUCAAGCCCCAAUUUGGUGCACCUGGUGGACACAUUCUCUCGACCUAUCCUCUCAAGAAGGGAGGUUAUGCUGUUCUUUCCGGAACUUCAAUGGCUACUCCCUUGGCCGCCGCUAUUAUCGCUCUCAUUGCUCAGGUUCGAGGAAGACUUGAGCCACAGGAGUAUGAGACCCUUCUGUCUUCCACUGCCAACCCUGCGCUUUACAACGACGGUAAUAAGACCUACGACUAUCUUGCUCCUGUGCCUCAACAAGGUGCUGGUUUGAUUCAAGCCUACGACGCUGCUUACUCUACCCUCUUGAUGAGCCAUUCCAGCCUGUCUUUCAACGAUACCGAUCACUUCACUGAGGUUCUCAACUUCACUCUUCACAACACUGGUGACAAGGGUCUUGAUCUCAGCAUCUCGCAUGUUCCCACCAAGAGCGUCUACACUCUUAUCAAUGGCAGCAUGUAUGCUUCUAUGUUCCCCAACGAAGUUGUAGAUGCCCACGCCAGCCUCAAGUUCAGCGAGGCCAAGGUUAGCAUUGGUGCUGGUGACUCUGUUACCAUUGAGGUCAUGCCAACUCCUCCCGAGGGCGUUGAUGCUAAGCGUCUUGCACUUUGGUCUGGAUACAUCGCUGUCAAUGGCACGGGAGUCUCCCUGUCUCUUCCCUACCAGGGUCUAACUGGCUCUCUUCGCAACUCCCGUGUCUUAGCCGCUGAUGAUACCUGGAUCACCAAGUCUAAUGAUACAAACCUCAAUCCCGUACCAGGAAAUUACACUUUUGUUGUUCCUAUCAGAGGACAGAACGCUACUAAUGAGAAGCCUGCUCCUGCUCUAGCAUGGAAUCUCGCUUUAGGAUCUGCUAAGCUAGAAGCUCAACUGAUUCCCGUCCAUGGUAACUCGACUGGCAAGAGUGUGGGAGCACCUGCUUGGUUCCCUGCCUUGUGGGUCCCUUCGGGCCCGAAUGCCAUUACUCUCACCGGCCAGAUGGCCGAUGGAGGAUAUGCACCUGCUGGAAAGUACAAAGUUGCUUAUCGUGCUCUGAGAAUCUUCGGAAAUGAGAAGAAGGAGAGCGAUUGGGAUAAGUCUGAGUCGCCUGUCUUCAGCUUUAGGUACCCUUGAACAUCAUGGUUGUUUGGCACGUUAUGAAAUGACUGUGAUGCCAUUACAGACAGUGGUGGG